This is a messenger RNA of Ricinus communis (castor bean), 2351 nucleotides long. RefSeq names its product TBC1 domain family member 15. Gene Ontology annotation, molecular function: GTPase activator activity. The transcript has 16 exons. NCBI's taxonomy places the organism in Eukaryota, Viridiplantae, Streptophyta, Magnoliopsida, Malpighiales, Euphorbiaceae. The record is from RefSeq and is a predicted model, not a curated record. Gene Ontology annotation, biological process: activation of GTPase activity. Bases 148 to 2223 code for a protein of 691 amino acids.
UUCCUUCCCUCCCCACUUCUUCUCCUUCUCCCCUCCCCAAAGUUUCCUUCCUUCCUUCCCUUCCCUUCCUUCUUUGCUAAGCAAAAUAAAAUAAUAAAAAAAUCUCACUUCUCUUCUUUCUCUCCAUUUCAACAAAAAUCCUUAGCCAUGCAAGAAACUGAGCUUCACGAUUUAUCCGACGAUGCUGAUUACGCUGCUUCAAUUCAACAAGGAUCAGCGAGCGUGAUGAUGACGAGGAGUGAUAGUAGUAGUAAGAGAAGCACUAGUAGCGAGCCUGAAGGUGCUGAAGUUGUUUAUUUGAAAGAUAAUGUUACGAUUCAUCCUACUCAGUUUGCUUCUGAGAGAAUUAGUGGUCGAUUAAAGCUUAUUAAGCAAGCCUCUUCUCUUUUUAUGACAUGGAUUCCGUACAAAGGCCAAACCUCAAACGCUAGGUUAUCCGAGAGAGAUAUGAAUCUUUACACCAUAAGAGCUGUGCCUUUUACUGAUGUGCGUUCCAUUCGUCGACACACUCCAACUCUUGGUUGGCAGUAUAUAAUUGUUGUUUUAUCAUCAGGACUUGCAUUUCCUCCUCUUUAUUUCUACAAUGGAGGAGUCAAAGAGUUCCUUGCUACAAUGAAGCAACAUGUUUUUAUUGUGAGGUCACUGGAAGAUGCAAAUGUAUUUCUUGUCAAUGAUUUUCAAAAUCCUCUGCAGAGAACUUUGUCCUCUUUGGAGUUGCCUAGGGCUGUUCCUAUGGCAAGUGCAGCUUCUGCAUGUCCUUCAGCUAGUGAAUCUCCAUCUUAUGAGAACCAAGAGAGGGCUGAUGGGAAUAUCCACCGUGGAAGUUCCAGUAUUCCUCAACAUGAUGGCAGGCAGAGGCAUAAGGGUAAUGAUCCUGCUCGAGAUCUCUCAAUCCAAGUGUUGGAAAAAUUCUCUCUUGUAACAAAAUUUGCCCGAGAAACAACUUCGCAACUUUUCCGGGAAAAUCACAGUAAUGGGUUUGAUGCUAUUGAGAGGAAAAGCUACAACCAAUCUUCUCUUGAUAGUUGUCCCCACAAGACACCACCGAAGGAUACAGAGGAAGUUUCUAUUCAAAGUGCUGUACCCUCAGAUCCGCUAGAGAAAUACAUAUGUAGAAAACACGAACAUGGUGAAGAAGCUGCCACCAAUGUGGGACGUUUUGAGCUAAUCAAUUUUAAGGAGUUUGACAAACUCACGCUUGUGUGGGGGAAACCACGGCAGCCACCUUUGGGUUUUGAAGAGUGGGCCACAUUCUUGGAUUCUGAAGGACGAGUUACGGAUUCAAAAGCUUUAAGAAAGAGAAUAUUCUAUGGAGGAGUUGAGCACACAUUAAGGAAAGAGGUCUGGGCGUUUCUGUUGGGAUAUCAUGCAUAUGAUUCGACAUCUGCAGAAAGGGAAUGCCUUCAGUACACUAAAAAGUUGGAAUAUGAAACUGUAAAGAAACAAUGGCAGAGCAUCUCUCCAGAACAAGCAAAGAGAUUUACAAAGUUUAGGGAAAGGAAAGGCCUUAUAGACAAAGAUGUGGUGAGGACUGAUAGAUCACUUUCAUUCUACGACGGGGAUGACAAUCCAAAUGUGAAUAUUUUACGUGAUAUUCUAUUGACAUACUCCUUUUAUAACUUUGAUCUUGGCUAUUGUCAGGGAAUGAGUGAUUUACUGUCUCCCAUUUUGUUUGUGAUGGAGGAUGAAUCAAAAUCAUUUUGGUGUUUUGUCGCACUGAUGGAACGUCUUGGACCCAACUUCAAUCGUGAUCAAAGUGGCAUGCAUUCCCAACUUUUUGCAUUAUCUAAGCUGGUGGAGUUGCUAGACGGUCCAUUGCACAACUAUUUCAAGCAGAAUGAUUGCUUGAAUUACUUCUUUUGUUUCCGCUGGAUUCUAAUACAAUUUAAAAGGGAAUUUGAAUAUGAAAAAACAAUGAGGCUAUGGGAGGUGUUAUGGACCCAUUAUUUGUCUGAGCACCUGCACCUGUUUGCCUGUGUUUCAAUCUUGAAGCGGUAUCGGAACAAGAUAAUGGGGGAACAAAUGGACUUCGACACGCUUUUAAAAUUCAUCAAUGAGCUGAGCGGACAUAUUGAUCUUGACGCAAUUCUCAGGGAUGCAGAGGCGUUGUGUAUAUGUGCUGGCGAAAAUGGUGCUGCUUGUAUUCCGCCUGGAACUCCGCCUUCAUUGCCCCUCGAAAAUGAAAAUGGUUUGUUGUAUGCUCAACAGGAUGAAGUAUUGUAAAUGAAACUGCUUUUAAACUCUAUUCAUUGUCUAUACUUUGUAAUCUUUGUACGGAUACAUACACAAACGCUGUAUAACCUCUGAUUUUUCAAGGUUAUUUUAGUAAUCAUAUUUACCGAUCGACUCUA